UUGCAUGCCAGAGUGAGAAGUGAGGACUGAUUCACGAGAUGAGCAGUGGCUGGCCGCCUGCAUGCACUGCGAGCUGGAAGCUUCACUCCCGCUGCCAGACUCCCCAGUAACAACUUCGGAACCGACCUCCUUUGUUAAAAAGUGCUGCAUCUCUCUCUCUCUCUCUCUCUCUCUAGCCCUCUCUCUCUCACUCACUGUCUCUCUCUCUCUCUCUCCCCAUUUCAUCUUCUUCUUCGAUCAUUUGCAUAGAGGAUGUGACAGGGUUUUUCUCUUCGCCGUUGCCAGUUCCCCUGAAAAGACGAAAUCAACAACAAAACCUAAAAGGGAAGGAGAAGCAAAGUCGUGACAAAGGCGAGAGUAGCAGUGGACGGGGUUCACGUUGUGACACUCUGCCACAAUGCGUUGCCGGGCUCCGUCACGCUCUCAGCAGUCCCGGGCCAGUCACCGGAAGGCCAUGUGACCCAGAGGAGGACUGAGUGGCUCAACUCGCCAGCAUGACCCAGCGGCACCGGUUACUGGGGACCAUUCAUGGAACAGUUUCAGCACACAGUAACAAAAGGGCAAUCAUUCACCUGCACCAGGUCUCUCGGUAAUUAGCAUCUCUAGCCAAUAAUGUGAAAGGAGUGUUGUUGCCAUGGAGACGAGCAAGCAAGGCUUUGUUGAAGCUACAGCUCCCUACAGCGUAGUGUCAGCACAGAGGGAGGACACAAUGCACGGCGUUCAGACCACCCUCCCGACGGUGUAUUUCCACACGCUGGGGGGGCUACCGCUGUAUGCACAGCCGAAGCCCUCCGGUGCUCAGGACCCGCUGGCAUUUCCUCUGUCAGUUUCCCAGCCGAGCCCCAAACAAGCCCUCUCCCUUCUGACGCUCCACGUUGCUGGCGGGGUGCACCUCCAACAGUCUGGUCAGAAGCCAGGGGUCACAGCUCUAGCAGUCAGGCCCAAGUCGGCAGGGAAGCACAUGUGUUCCUACUGUGGGCGCGACUGCCUGAAACCCAGCGUCCUGGAGAAGCACUUGCGCUGCCACACCGGAGAGCGGCCGUACCCCUGCACUACCUGCGGCGUGGCCUUCAAGACACAGAGCAACCUCUACAAGCACAAGCGCACCCAGGCGCAUGCUCGACUCUCCUCCGACUCCUCAGAGAGGGACAGCCUCACCAGCCAAGAGAGCGUGCAGGGCUCCAGAGAUGUCUGCUGGAGCAUGUCCUCGCUCGAAGGGCAGUGUGAGGGCUCCAGUAGCCUGGAGAAGGACGUCAGUGUCCCUGUGACUAACUCCAGCUCCACAACCAGCAUGGUCCAGGUCUCUCCUGGGCAGACUGGACAUGACACUGGAUGGGGUCUCCAGAACGCUGCUGCUGUGGGGCUCAUUCUCGUCCCUGCGAAUGGAAACCAGGAGCCACAUAAUUCCGCGGUCCAAAGUACCGCGCACUGUGUACCUCAUGCGACACAGCAAAAACAUGAACAAGGCGAACACCCGGCGCCUCCUGUACCAGCCCGUCAUCUUUCGCUUCAAAGACAGGAGGCUACGUUUUUCUCCAAGCAGUGGGACUCUCGUAUGUCUGGAGGAAAGUCUCAAAACCACGACAGCACUGACUCCGGCUUCUCUGAGAGCAGUGAGCAGCACUGGAGCCCCAGCCCCAGCGGUACUCUGCACGACCACAGCAUGGAGUCCUUAGCUGAAUUCGGCACUGAAGAGCAAGACGAACUCAGAGCUCCACAGAGCAACACCAACUCUGGGGCCACCACCGGCAAGGGCGCCAAGAACAGGGUUUCCCUGCUGGAGAAAAGGAAACUAGAGGAACGUAUCUGCAAACUUAUAUCAGAAAAUGAUGCGCUUGUAGAUAAUAAUAAUAAGCACUUAGAGAAUGUAAGGCCUCGGAAGACAAUGCCAUCGAAACAAGGCAGCAUUGACCUUCCCAUGCCAUACACAUACAAAGACUCAUUCCAUUUUGAAAUGAAGAGCAGUAGACACAGUAUCCCAAACACAGACUGGCAGAACUCAGAGAAGCAAUUGAAGCAGGCUUUGUACAGCUCAGUCCCUACCCAACGAUCCCUGAGCUUGGAGCAUGCACCUUUGGUGAGGAGCAGCUCUCUUCCCUUUAACGUAGGUAGCUCAGGCUUUGAGAGAGCCAGUACACAUGGUUCUUACCAAGCAGAGAGUACUCAGCAGAGUGGACGAAACAGGAUGGGGCAGGUGUAUCCAGGGGACUUGCUUAUGAGGUCCAUGGACCAGCCAACCCCACACCACAGAUCUUUGGUAAGGCAGAAGGCUGUUGACGGGUUACCUGCAGCUGAUUUCCCUAAUUUGCCAUCUUCUGAGGAGCACUUUUCCAGUGGCUUUGGUGGAGAAGGGAAUUCUGUAGAGCCAACAGGUGAGGCAAGUGGUGGAAAAUUCCGGCGAAAAAAGCUGCCGAAGUUUUCCUACAACAAAUGGUACAUGUAUGGAGAUGGUACCUUCAGGAAGCUUUGCAAUAUGGAAAAAGGCUCAGAUAGAAAUGCCUUUAGAGCAAAGAAGUCUGGGAAUAGCAUGGAACAGGAUAAGGGACAGGAGAUCCACAGUAAGAACACAGGCUCUUUUAGAGAAACUCAAAACUCAGGGAUAUCUACCCCAGAUCUCAAAUCGGAUGCCAACAACAUGGAUUCUGCAUGCAACCCAUCUCAAGUUCCUCCACAUCUUCCCCCUAGUGGCUGUGUUACCUUAGACCAAGCAGCUAGCAAUCCUGAUGCAUCAAAUGCAUUUCUCCAAAAGCGAAUUCUGAGGAAUCCCACAGUCUCAACACAGCAGAGUGUAACCAAGCAGAGCAAUAUCCAGACCUUAAGCAACAAAAAUGACAGGGGGGUGAAAGAGCUUGAUUUGGAAGAAGAGAAUUCAGAAGCUCCCUCUUCAUCCUCCCAAGGAGGAAGUCAUCUUCCCUCAGAAAGGAAGAAACAGAGGACAGAUGAGAACAUAUGUAUGCCGGUUGAGAAGACGGAUGUAGUUACCACCUCACUCUGUGCCAAAAGUAAAGAGGAAGAAACUCAAAAUCAGUGGCUCCCAUUUAUUAGUGACCACACUACUGAGAAGUAUACCAACAUCCCAGAGUAUACCAAGAGUAUACCAGAGUAUACCAACAUCCCAGAACAGAAAAAUACUGUGAUGUCAAAGGAUAAAAUUAUGGAUUUCAAAACCUCCCCUUUUGACCACCAGCUGAAUCACAAAAAUAUUCAGCUCCAAGGAUAUGAGUCUUCACCAUCCCAAGAGAAUGUUCGUAGAUUAUCUGCCCUGACAAAAUCCAGUUUCCUACCAAAAUACCAGCUAAAACUGCCACAGUCAAGUGACUUAAUGACAUCAGCCUCUUGUCUCACAGGUAUGGAGCAAAGUUUACCUUCGACACAGAACCAACAGGUAACAGAGAAACCUUUUUCCUCAAACACCCCAAUGACAGGAGAGGGACAAACGUUUGCACCAAUUAUAGCUUCAUUAGAGACACAUAUAGACAAGCCAUCAGGCACUGCUGUAAACAGGCAGUCACCUCCCACUUCAGCAAGUUCAACAACCUCAGUUAUAGGAAAUGACCAUAUUACUGCAGUCACUCCUAUCUCUGCUCAUUCCAAAGAUAGCUACUUAAGUCCCUCCUCUCAGAUCAUGCAAUAUAAGGGAAAAAUGACUUUAUUAAAUAGUGCGAAACCUAAUGCUGCUGAAAGCAAAGGUCAUGACAGAGAACAGGCUGGGGACAUACAUAUAUUUCUUGAAAUUUUUUCUGGAGAACAACUGUCAGUCACAGAAACUCAACGAGAGUCUAAACAGGAAGCUGUGUAUAGAAAGGAUAUUUUGCAAGAUAUGAACUCUCCUAGUACAUCUGCAGGCAUUCAAAUGCUUUGUGCAACACAAAAGCCACAGGAAAGAAUGGCUGCUGAAGUGCAACCUCCUGUCUCUACUGCAGAGAAAACUACUAAAGAAAUAGUACCAAGUGGUGAGGCGCCCAGUAUGCCAUUGAGCUGCCUCUCUUCUGACUGGGGGGGCGUGUUUCGUACAAAGCAACACAGAUACCCUGAUGAGCCUUCACAGAGAAGCUCAGUGCAUUCAGACCUCAGUGUCAUACCUCUACGGUCUUGCACAAAUCACUUCACUCAAAGAGACAAUGCUGAGAGAUUGCAAAACAAAGAACAUUCCAGUUCAAACCUGGACGAAACCAGCACUGCAAACCAAGAGGCCUCGAUGCAGAAACAUGGAAGGUGCGUCAGCUGCACAGAUGCUCAGUCAUUGAAUCCUCACAUUUGUCCAUUUCAAGAAGAUGUAGGGCAGAUAUCCAGUGUUUCCUUGGAGACAUGUGCUGCAGACAAGCCGUCAGAGGGUGUGAUUGAAACCGCAGAAGCAGCUGAACAACUGCCUGUCUGUCGGCAGGAUGCUCCAUCUCUACCAACUCCAGUAUCUGUUCCAGGAGACAGGAAGGUCGGACCGUAUUCGCCCCGCAAUCACAAAUCAUCCAGUGUGAAAGCUCUGCGGCAGGCACACGUAAAUGCCCCACAAAAGCUUUUUACAAGCGAUGAAGCUACUGAAUCAUCUGGAGGAUCCAGUCCUGGUCCAGCUUCAGUACAGCAGCAGCACCGGUUCAGAGAAAUGGCUUCAGCGCUGCAGAACACAGUACGUGCUACCAUCGCACCUUUACAGUUGAUCGACGCCAAAAAACCGUCUCCCUCCCAGUGCCAGGAGCAGAAAAUGUUUACCUGUGAAUCCCAACAUCCACUUUCACCACCGCACGCCUCUCCUAGUAUAAUUCUUCCAUUACACCAAACAACAUGGAGCCAGUCUCCUGAUGCAGCGCUAACAAGCCAAGAAGGUCUCGAUUUGGCCAAGAAAAGAGGUACUAGAGAUGGACAGCAAACUCUGAAGAUCCCCACAGACUCAUCCAUCAGCAGCUCUGAUGUUAAAGCUCUGGUUGGAGUUACGCCUGAGACUUAUCAUUGCAAUGCCUGGUCCUCACAAUAUGAGGAGAAAGAAAUAUUUUUGUUAGGUCCUAAUUCUGCUGGCUCGGGUGUAACAAAAUCUGGAGAAAAGCCCCAGCUUUUCAGUCCAAAUGAGAAGCUAAAGGUGUCACAGCAUGAUGUUGCAGAAACAGGGUCAUCAGUCCUUGCUCCUCUAAGUGUUUCAGCAGCACAGAGGGAUGAAAAAGACCUAGACGACCAAAAUGCUUUUUCACAUUGUACUUUGACUGGGAUGUUUUCUCAGGCUUCUUCCAAAACCCUGCCAACAUUCCGCCAACAAGUGAUGGACCCAGGAACAUCCCACGUCCAACAGAAACAUACCCCAGCAGCUAACAUGCAUGUGUCUCCCCCUGCGACAACAGAGACUGUCUCAAGGAGUCUGUUAGUCCACGUCGUCGCCCAGAACGAUAUACUCAGUGAAGGACUGCCAUUUCAUGUCGGAAAUAUAAAUAGUGCAUGUGAAAAUGAUGGAAUUACUCUCAGUCGAACGCAACCAGAACAGCACAGAGAAGCUUCACCGGUUUCUCUCUCACUUACCUGCACAGAUAAACACAAACUCCAUCGUAAUUCAGCAACCUGUGCUGGCACCACUACUGGGUCAUCGCGGGCAGACAAGCCCCAGCCAAUGGCAAUUGUUCCCGUGACUUCAGACGUACACUGUCAGACAAAACCUGAGCCUUCAGACUCACAGCCAACCCAUUCUGUAGGUACUAGUCUUUGCACAAAAAGCAUGGUGAUGGUCACCAGCAGUAUCUCUCAGGAUCGCUCUGCAUCGCAAGGCACGGACCACAACAGCCUGGGGGGCGUCCGGGAAGAUGCAGCAGCAGCAGAGGCCUGCUACGCCUCCAACGCUUUCCCUACACUAGAAAACCCGCCUGCCGAUACAGGUGUCUACAGACAUGUGGACGUGUGCAUCACCAGCCAUGAUCCAGCUGCAGCAGGACUCCUCAGUGGCGUGGACCUGCGGGCGAAGCACGCAGCCCAGGGUAACGGAGAGGCGAGGGGGCAGCAGAGGCAGCUGGAGGGAGGAGAGGAGAGGGAGACGAAAAGCGGAGGGAGGGGACUGCAAGAUGGGGGCAACCUUGACGCCUCGCCCACACCAGGGCUGAAGCAAGGAGGCCCCACAGAAGGGCUGGGUGUUGAGAGAGACGCAGGUGCUAAUGAAACCAGCUGGUGCGGAAGCCUCUCCCUUCAGCCAGGGGUCACCGCCCGUCAGACACCCACCCCGGAUACGGCAGUCCUGAUAGGCCAGCUUCAGCCAGGGGUCACCGCCCAUCAGACACCCACCCCGGAUACGGCAGUCCUGAUAGGCCAGCUUCAGCCAGGGGUCACCACCCGUCAGACACCCACCCCGGAUACGGCAGUCCUGAUAGGCCAGCUUCAGCCAGGGGUCACCGCCCGUCAGACACCCACCCUGGAUACGGCAGUCCUGAUAGGCCAGCUUCAGCCAGGGGUCACCGCCCGUCAGACACCCACCCCGGAUACGGCAGUCCUGAUAGGCCAGCUUCAGCCAGGGGUCACCGCCCAUCAGACACCCACCCCGGAUACGGCAGUCCUGAUAGGCCAGCUUCAGCCAGGGGUCACCACCCGUCAGACACCCACCCCGGAUACGGCAGUCCUGAUAGGCCAGCUUCAGCCUGGGGUCACCGCCGGUCAGACACCCACCCCGGAUACGGCAGUCCUGAUAGGCCAGCUUCAGCCAGGGGUCACCGCCCGUCAGACACCCACCCCGGAUACGGCAGUCCUGAUAGGCCAGCUUCAGCCAGGGGUCACCGCCCAUCAGACACCCACCCCGGAUACGGCAGUCCUGAUAGGCCAGCUUCAGCCAGGGGUCACCGCCCGUCAGACACCCACCCUGGAUACGGCAGUCCAGAUAGGCCAGCUUCAGCCAGGGGUCACCGCUCGUCAGACACCCAUCCCGGAUACGGCAGUCCUGAUAGGCCAGCUUCAGCCUGGCAUGCAGAAUAAGGCCAUGGAGGUGAACACCCUUCAAACUCCAGGCAAGACGGAGAUGUGCAGGUUACGUAAGCGCCAGAGUGGGAUUGCGCUGUCACACACUUCUCAGACCUGCCCUCCAACAAACUUUCCGGUUCCAGCGAAGGGUGAGACUGGAUCACAGUUAACUCCCAGAUGCAGACCCGGUUUAUUUUUGACCCCCGUAAAAAAUGGGACGACCCAGUCCGCUGACCAAGCAGAGGCUCACAAUUACAAGAAACUGAACAAGCCAGUGAAACUGAAGCGGGUCCUGCAGACCCCCCCCGAUCCUCCAGCCGAAGUUUUUCGUCCCUCUUCCUGCAGCUCGAUGGGGAACCUCCAUCCAGUGAGUGCUGCUCAGCUGCUGGGUGAGAAGGAAAGCCAAGCGGACAGCAUUGGGCACAGAACCAGCACCUCACACUCGCUUAACAAGAGGAGCCUCCAAUCUCCAGAAGAGGGGCUUCAACCAGAGGAGCUGAGAACAUCAGCACAAGACAAGCCUGGGGAUUUGAACCGGAGAUGCCUGCAGGGUACAGGUCGGACCCCUACGCAAGCCAAGCUCACCGGCUCAGCACCCAGCCAGCCAGGCACAAGUCGGUCCCCGCUGAUCCGCUCACACACCAGCCCAGCAUUCUGCCUCACGCCUCCAUGCAGCAGAGCGAAAGGUCUGGGCAGGACGGAGGAGCUUCCUGGCAAGGCGGCACUGGGUGCCCGCGAGGAGGGGCCCGACUCCAGCAGCAGUGACGAUGAAGGCAAGCUGGUCAUUGAGCUGGAGUAAGACCCCCACACACCUGCAUACAGAACAUGGCCAUACUGCACACACAGGGAAGUAUACAUCCCCAUUCUUCCACAAACAGGCACUCAACCACUGAGCUUCAUUUUCUAAAAAGCAAUUCAUGCAUCUAGACUCAAAUAGAUUCAUCCAUCUAUCCAUUUUCAAUACGUGCCUAACCAGUUAGUCACCAUAAUCUACACCCUCUCCUUGGAAGUAUAGGGUGUAGCUGGACAUUUCCUAAUGAGAAUCCCAGUCCAUCACAGACUACACGGGUGGUGUAUCUCACCAGCAAAUAGCUAAAUUGCCUUUCUAUGCACCCUAUGUCUUCAGAGCUCUCUCAGAAGUUCUCCAGAAUCAAAUUGCUGCUUGUGAUGAGGGAUUUUCAUUCAUGCAUGCGCACACACACACACACACAAAUACACACACACACAGGAUUGUAAUUAUAUCUUUGUGGGGACUCUCCAUUCAUUCCUAUGGGGAAAAUUCUAAUCCCAUCAGGAUGACCUUAACCCCUACUGGCCCUAACCUUAACCAUAAGUAACCAAAUUAAAAGACUGUUGGCUAUUGUGGUUUAUUGCAUUCACAUAUUUUUGUAAAAUUUAAGUUAUCCUUGUGAGCAUUGAAAAAGUGUCCUCACAAGGUAAAUACUUCCAGGUUUUUAUAGCAUUGGGGCUGGUCCCCACAAUAUAAUUACAAAAAGGCACGCACACACACUGAGACACACACCUUGGCCACUGCUCACAGAUCAGCGGGAGGGACUCGCAGCUCCUAGGCAGUCAGCCUGUCCGACCGGCGUGGCAGUCAGAGCGCAAAGCUCCACCAGCUAACCAAUCAGCCACCAGCUCAUUAGCCAAGGGAGGACUAGAGCCCAGAGACCGCAGAGACUCAGCGGGUGACGGAAAUGGAAGCUGUUUCCUGAAUCCUCUCUGUCCUCUUUGUCAGUCAGCCAGUCCUGGGCUGGUUCGAUGUAUGCUGUGUACAAUGGAAUUCCAUUGUUUUGGCUACUGUUAGCUAUUUUUAGCUGUUUUGUUUCCCUUCUUUAAUAUAUCAGUAUGUAUAAAAACAUAUCCUUCUCGUCUUUUCAAUAAAUUCUUCAGGUUUUGUCAUACUUCCUGGGAGCCGACCUCAGGACAGGCUUUUAUUUGUAUAUGCCUUCCUUUCUAACUUGUAUUCCUGUAUUUCUAUUGCACUGACAAAUUCCGUUUCGGAAACUAUUUUGACAUCGCUGCCGUCCUUUUUGUCAAUUGAUUUGCUUUAUCUGUAGAUACAAAGGUGUAUAAAAUAAAGACAUAAAAAUACGCA
Messenger RNA from Brienomyrus brachyistius, 9016 nucleotides. RefSeq names its product zinc finger protein 831 (gene znf831). The record is from RefSeq and is a predicted model, not a curated record. The transcript is spliced from 6 exons. NCBI's taxonomy places the organism in Eukaryota, Metazoa, Chordata, Actinopteri, Osteoglossiformes, Mormyridae. The coding region runs from base 635 to 7717 and encodes 2360 amino acids.